AGAAUGCUAAGAUAUAUAUAAAACUGGACAUAGUCAUUAUAAUUAAUUCCUUCCUCUGUACCUCGCGGAAAUGAGCCGUAAGAGGCCCCCGGACAACCCACUUGGGUCGGCCCUGUGAAACAGGGCCCUCUAUAUAGGCAAAGUUGCUACAUCUCUAUUUGGGAAGGAGCCGACGCCCUUUUGGCGGGCUGGCAGGCCCUUCCCAGCAUGGGCCAACUGCCCUCCCACCCCUCUUUGGGCAGCGACUGUUUGCAGCCUUCGAUAGCGGAGAUGCGGCAGGCGUGGAGACUGUCCUUGACGAGGUUGCCUCGGAACAGCGUCGUGCCACGCUUGUAAACAAUUUGGUUCACCAUGGCCGUUCGCUGCUGCAAAACGCGGCGGUUGUAGGGGACUAUGGGAUAUGCCAGGUGCUCCUUAAUGCCGGAGCAAUCCCGGACUUCGACCUCGACCGUCCUACACCCUCAUCCUCCUCUGUUUCAUCCGCCACCUCUCCCUCUGCAUCAAACCCCGUGGAUAAUGCCCUUGCCGACGGCGGCGGCGGCUCUCCCCUCCACGCCGCUGCUGCCGUGCUGGCCGCCUCGUCUUCCACCACCUCCAGCCGCAACAGCAGCAGCCUUACCCGGCAGCGCCUGGCUCGCACCAUCGGUGUGCUUCUAGACGCGGGUGCGGACCCCUGCCGCGAGAACCGAGCCGGCCUGACCGCCUUGGACCUCCUACUGCUGACGUCGGCAGCGGAACCUGCACGUACGAGCAGUAGUAAAAGUGAAGGCUUGAGAAGCGGCGGAGUCGGCAGCAGCGGCGGUGGUGGCGGUGGCGCCAUUGGGUGCUGGGGUGGGCUGUUUGCGGCUCUGAAGGGCGGUGGUAGCGGCAUGUCACGAGCAGGAGGAAGAGCAGGAGGAGGAGGGGGUAAAGGAGGCGCAGCGGGCAGCAGGUGUGCGCACCUCACUGCCGUACAGCGGCGGAUGGUGGAGGCGGGCGGACUGCACAGCUGCUUGGCCUGCGUGCAGGUGGCCUCCUCCGUGCACGACCCACAUGACGGCAGCCGCAGCUCCCACUGGCUCCCCGUCUGGCUGGUGCUGAUGCCCCGCCGUUGCAACAGCAACAGCAGCAAUGUCGGUGACAGCAGCACCGCCAGCCACCGUCACGCGCUGCUGGGCUCUCGUGCGCCGCUGCUGGCGACAUGCUACGAGCUGCUGUGCUUUGAGACAGCACCCGAGGAGCAGCAGCAGGAGCAGGGAGGAAGCAGGAGAUGUGGUGACAGCGGCGGUGGCGGGGGCGGGGGGCGGCUGUUGUUCCGGGUGCCCCUGGGUGGGUGUGAGGUGGAGCAGCUGCCGCAGCAGCUGCAAGGGCAGCCACACGGCGUUGCGCGCCUGCUCAUUCCCCUCAGCGCCAGCUCCAACUGCGGCGCCAGCCAGCAGGGGCCGUCAGCCGGGGCGUCUGCCGCCCGCACUGCUCCCCCUCAGCUUCCUCUCAGCGCUUCAGCUGUCCCUCCGCAGCGACCCAGCAGCAACCCCAGCCCUGGAGGCUACAUGCAGCUCUGGAGCCGCCAACUGAACGGACCUCUUCCUCCUCCUCUUCCUUCCCCAUCCGUUUCCACUGCUGCUGCCAGUACGACUGCCUCUGCCUCUGCUGCCACUGCCACUACGGCUGCCAUUGCUACUACUGCUGCCGCUGCUGCGACCCACUGGGCGGUUCACCUCCGACCAGUCCAAUUAGGACAGCGGAGUCCCAUCACCUCCACCACAACAACGACAACAACAGCAGCAGCAGGACCUGCUGCUCCACCACCUGCCUCGUCCGCUGCGGCAUUGAGUACGGCAGCUGUGCCCAGUACGGCAGCAGCUGCGGCACUGGAGUCGCUGUUGGCACUGUGCGUCUCACUAGGUGGGGGAGAUGGAGGCGGCGGCAGCCGUGCCGGCGGAGCGGCCCGGGUGGGGGUGGCGACAGCGACGAGCACGAGCCAGCAGCAUCAGCAACCACCACAACAGCAGCAGCAACAGCAACCACCACAACAGCAGCAGCAUCAGCAACCACCACAACAGCAGCAGCAACAGCAACCACCACAGCAGCAGCAACAGCAACAGCGGCGGCGGCGACAGCUGGCAUUACCUCCGCUACAGGAGCAGCAGCCCCACGGGGUGACCGCGGCGAUGUCGGCGGAGGGAGCUGCAGGGGCUGCAGCCGGCAUCGGCAUCGGUAUCAAACCAGCAGCCGACGCAGCAGCUGCAGCAGCUGCUGUUGAGGUUGAAGCGCCGGGUGCGUUGGGUGCUCGGGUGAGCACUAGGAGGUCUGCUGAGGACAGCGUCGCCCGCAGUGUGGGCUGUAGUAGGACCGGGGCGUUGGACGUGCUGCAUGG
Molecule: messenger RNA, 2356 nt
Organism: Astrephomene gubernaculifera
Lineage: Eukaryota; Viridiplantae; Chlorophyta; Chlorophyceae; Chlamydomonadales; Astrephomenaceae
Source: the annotation of a GenBank genome assembly